Messenger RNA from Aegilops tauschii subsp. strangulata, 3413 nucleotides. NCBI's taxonomy places the organism in Eukaryota, Viridiplantae, Streptophyta, Magnoliopsida, Poales, Poaceae. The record is from RefSeq and is a predicted model, not a curated record.
UUUUCUCUGCAUAUUUUCGACCACAUCUUUUGCAACAGUGUUUUUUGCCAUGGUGUCCCCUCAGCAUCUGUCCGUUUAGGCGCUACGAUCAAAGGCAGAAGCUGAGAUGUUUGAGGGUCCCAAUAGUCAUAUCGCUUGGUGCCAUGGGAUCCCAGCUUCUUUGGGAGCUCAACAUGGCCUCAUCUGAUGCAGGCUGCCUAUCGAAGAGGGAUUAAGGCCGGAUGCAGAUGUUUUGAUCUGAAGCAGAGGCAGAAGCAAAGUCAGGGAGACGGGGGCCACGAUCAGUGCUUCGUUGGGCGCCAUGAGACCCCUUAUUGGGAAGUUGGACAUGCUUCUCCUUAGGGAUGCUCCUCAGAAAUGCUGCUCCAAGAGGAUCAAGGACAGGAUGCGCCUCCUCAAAGAUGACGUUCAAAAGAUAAGUUCCUACCUUGAUGAACUAUCAGAGGUGGAAGACCCUCCACCAAUGGCCAUGUGCUGGAUGAAUGAGGCACGCGACCUGUCUUACGACAUGGAGGAUUACGUCGACAGCUUAUUAUUUGUGCCGCCUGAAGAUCCCUCCCUUUUUGCCAACAACAUCAAGGCCACCAGAUCCCUCCGCAAAUGGUUCAGUCGUGUCAAGACUUCCCAGACUCAGGUUAUUAGUGCGGGAACGUUAUCAGAAUUCAGGAGGUAUGUCCAGGAGGCCAUUCAACGGCACCAGAGGUAUAAUCUCCAUUCUUGCAGAACCUUGAGGCGUAGGUUUGUGUCCCAUGGCCCUAUGGUUCUUCCAAGGCCAUAUGAAGAAACUGCAGACAUAGUAAUCGAUGGCCGGAUGAAUGAAUUUAUCAACUCACUGGCUACAGAUGGGGACCAGCAGCUCAAGGUGCUUUCUGUUCUUGGAUCUGCUUGUCUUGGUAAAACCACACUUGCUAGAGUGUUGUACAACAGAUUUAGGAAGCAAUACAAUUGCCGAGCUUUCAUUCGAGUAUCCAAGAAGCCUGAUACGAAGAAAAUAUUCUGUGACAUGCUCUCACAACUCAAGCGGCAACAUCCUCUGCAACAUUGUAGGGAAAUUGAUCUCAUUCACGAUAUCAAGCAAUAUCUACAGGAUAAAAGGUAUUUAAUUAUUAUUGAUGAUGUAUGGGCUGCAUCAGUAUGGGAUACUAUUAAUCAUGUUUUUCCAAAGGGUAAUCAUGGCAGUAGAAUAAUAACAACUACACAGAUUGAAGAUGUUGCAUUAACAUGUUGCUGCUAUCAGUCAGAGUAUGUUUUUGAGAUGAAACACCUAGAUGAUGAUCAUUCUAGAAAGCUUUUCUUUAACAGACUAUUUUGCUCUGAAAGAGAUUGUCCUGAACAGUUCAAAGAUGUUCUAAAUGAAAUUGUUGAAACAUGUGAUGGUUUGCCGUUAGCCACAGUUAGCAUAGCAAGUGUUUUAGCAAGCCAGCCUGUCAUGUCAAUUGAUCUUUUGACAUACAUCCAUCGGUCGUUAAGCUCUUGUUUCUCGGCAUCAGAAAGAACUAGACAAGCACUGAAUCUGAGCUUUAACAGUCUUCCUCAAUAUUUGAAGACAUGUUUGCUUUAUCUUAGUAUGUAUCCAGAGGGCUACACAAUCUUGAAGGAUGAUUUGGUGAAGCAAUGGGUGGCUGAAGGUUUGAUCUAUACAACAGAAGGGCAAGACAUCCGGAAAGAUGCAGAAAGCUAUCUCGAUCAACUUAUUGGUAGAAGAUUCAUCCAACCGAUAUGUGUCAACUACAACAAUGAGGUGUUAUCCUGUGCAGUGCAUGGCAUGGUACAUGAUCUUAUUGCACACAAAUCCGCAGAAGAGAAUUUCAUUGUGGCAAUAGACUACAGCCAAAAGAAUGUGCCACUCUCUCAAAAGGUCCGUCGACUAUCUCUCCUCUUUGGUAAUGCAAAAUAUGCCAAGAUACCAGCAAACAUCACAAAGGCACAAGUUCGGUCAAUUGGAUUUUUUGGAUUACUCGAGUCUAUGCCUUGUAUUACAGAGUUCAAGCUUCUUCGUGUCCUGAACCUUCAACUGUUCCGUCAUGCUGGCGAUGACGACGGCCCUGUAGACCUCACUGGAAUUUCAGAAAUGUUUCAACUCAGAUAUUUGAAGAUUGCAGGUAAUGUCUGCAUAAAACUGCCAAACCAUGUGCUACAAUGUUUGGAAAUACUGGAUAUUGCGGAUGCAAGAGUUGCUUGUGUUCCACGAGAUAUCCAUUUACCAAACUUGUUACACCUUGGUCUUCCUGUUGAUAAAAAUCUGCUGGAUUGGAUUAACAGCAGGAUGUCUCUCAGUGUGGAGAGAGUACGCAAGCUGCAGGAUCUUCACCUGACCAGAUCUUCUGCACUUUCUUCUGACCAUCUGAAUAGAAGCAUGAGUUCUAUUUUAUCUUUACUUGGAGGACAUGGCAACCUGAAAACUUUAGUAGUGGCUCAUGGCUCAUCGGCUAAAAAUGCUCGUGGCGCUUCAGAUGUCACCCUGUCAUUGGAUCUCCUGGCACCCCCACUUCUCCAGAGAUUUGAAUUCUUGCCACAUAGCCAUAUCAUGUUCUCGCGAAUUCCUCUGUGGAUUGAGAAACAUGGCAACCUAAGAAUUUUGAAGAUUGCAGUGAGGGAACUGCAGAUGAGUUGUGUUGAUAUCCUUAGAGGAUCGCCUGCCCUCACUGCUCUCUCUCUGUAUGUGGAGAAGGCGCCCUACGACAAGAUCAUCUUUGACAAGGCUGGGUUCUCAAUUCUCAAGUACUUCAAGUUGAGGUUCACGAGUGACAUAGCUUGGAUAAAAUUUGAGAAAGGUGCAAUGCCUAAUCUCUGGAAGCUCAAGAUAGUUUUCAAUGCCAUCCCCUCUUUUGAAAAAGAUGGUACUGCACUCGUCAGCAUCGAACAUAUGCCAGGCCUUAAAGAGAUCUCCACAAAAUUUGGGGGUGAAGCUCCUGAUCUAGAGUAUGCCUUGAGGACCUUGGUUAGUAAUCAUCCGACAAAUCCUAUAAUUAACAUGCCAUCAAAUAAGACUCUGGGGGGAGAACAACCACAUAGGAAUCUGGAGCAAGAAUCAGAUGAGAUUCUGAAGGAAGAUCCAUAUGGGAAUCUGGAGCAAGAAUCGGAUGAAAUUCUGGAGGAACAAGAGCCAGAUGAAUACGAUGAGAGAUUAGAGAGGCGACAGGCUGAUAAAAGGUACUACAAAUGUUCCUUGAUUUCAAGGUCAUCAGAUCCAUCUUCGCGUCUACAUGUUCCAGUACCAGUUGGUGCUUCUGAGAUGGGAAGUGAGCCUGAUGUGGAAAUCCCUGCGGCCUACUAAUGAUAACACGAUGUUGUUGGUCAAUCUCGAAGCAUUUGCUAAGGAAAAUUAUCCGAGCACUAACUUGGAAAGUUCUGUAAAGGAGAUGGAAAGAGUGGCAGGUUUAGAGGAUCAUCAGAUGGAAGAUAGCACACAG